This is a messenger RNA of Cloeon dipterum, 1489 nucleotides long. RefSeq lists its product as uncharacterized. The record is from RefSeq and is a predicted model, not a curated record. Bases 244 to 1224 code for a protein of 326 amino acids. NCBI's taxonomy places the organism in Eukaryota, Metazoa, Arthropoda, Insecta, Ephemeroptera, Baetidae. The transcript is spliced from 5 exons.
CCGUUUGAACACAUCGCGGCUGCUUCUUUUCCCAGCGGUGGAAUCAAAGUUGGGUGACCCGCGAUCGAUCCCACUCCCUCUAGAAAUUAGACGCAACCCGCUCCAGGGACCCGAUGUUAAUGAGCUUCAAAUUGAAUGCUGGCAAUGAUACAUGCUCGAGCGUACCAAGAUGGAUCGUUGCUGCUUUUCUUCUUCCAUCCUCUGAGGUGCUGAGGGACUGUUUCAGCUGCCAGAGUUGGAGAUAUGGAUGUGCAGCCAACCACCCUUGAGGAGGCAUGUCAGGUGAUCCACGACCUCAGGGAAAGGCAUCGCAGCCAAGCACAUCAGCUUCUCUCUUGGCGCCGCCGCGCUAAGGCUCAGGAGGAAAUGAUGGCGAAACUGGCUCGGGAACACGCCGAGCAGCUGAAGGGCCUGUCAUCUCAGCUCUUGCUUCUGGAGGCUGGGCUGUGCAGGAAACAAAAGGAAAUACGGACGCUCCUAAUCAACCGAGACAAAUGUGUGAUGCGCCAAUCGAGAACCAUCCGAGCUCUCCAGCAGCGCUUGGCCGACUCUGGCCUCGACUCGUCUUUGCCUGACACAAAUGAUGUUGACAUUGCCGCCGACAAUGAUAGCGCGGUGGUGCUCGAGGACGGGUCUGCGAUGGACCUGCAGCUGGCACUGCCUUUGUCCUCCGUGCUCCGUUACAACAGCACCACCGCCGCUGUUCAAAGAAGCAUAUCAGAUGCAACUAAAUUUUCUAAUUCAGGUGCUGGUGGGAAGCGUGGAAGCAACUCGUUUUUGAGAAGGCCAGAGGUUUUAGAGACUGUGUAUAGUGUUGAAGAAGAUCAAGACUCGGAAGACCCUCCAAGGCAAUUGACCCCUGAAAGGCAGAACAACGUCUCCAAUGACUGCACCGCUCCUACUGCCGAUGAUGAAGCUUUAAUUUCCGAGGAAGAAGAGAUGCUGAACAACAACAACAGCGGAUCGGUAGAGGGGAGCGAGAAAAAGCUGAGACGGCAGCCGCCCUUGCGGACGAGUCGCGUGGACCUGGAAGAGCCCCCCAGUUGGAUACCUGCGCCUCCCGCGGGGGGUCAGCAGCAUCAAUUCAACAGAGUCAUGGGCAACAAUCACCGUUCAGUGACCAAGCCUAAGGACGUCAAGUACAAACGCAUCAACAAGGCCAAGAGCAAGUCUCUGGAAGAGCUGCGAGGCCGUCUUCGAGUGGAGCCUCCAAGUCCUGCCUAAAAUUAGCUCACCUGCCCUGCUCAACUCUACUUUUAAAUUUGAUUGUUAAAUGUACUAUAUUUAUCGAAGUGUAGGCCGUGGCCUGCUGACCAAGGCGUAGUGAUGUUAGUCAUAUAAGACUCAAUAUUAUGUGAAAUCGAUUAAGUGAAAAGUCUUACACACCACUCUAUGGUGCUCUGUCUCUGACCUUAACUCUAAUCUUGUCUUUGACUAAUGAAAUUUUGCUCUGAACAGUAAAACUGCUAUCUUUAAGCUGGAAUCAAAA